Molecule: messenger RNA, 2593 nt
Organism: Nomascus leucogenys (northern white-cheeked gibbon)
Lineage: Eukaryota; Metazoa; Chordata; Mammalia; Primates; Hylobatidae
Gene: GDE1
Product: glycerophosphodiester phosphodiesterase 1
Biological process (GO): lipid metabolic process
Molecular function (GO): phosphoric diester hydrolase activity
Source: RefSeq, a predicted model, not a curated record
CUGGGCGGCCUGCUCCCUCUCUGGAUGUGUCCGCUGCCGCCAUUGUGCGGCGCUGGUCCCCUCAGGGGGUUCUUGCUGCUGCCGGUGCUUUGGACCCUCCCCCUCGCUUCUCACUCUCCUGCCCCAGGAGCCCGGCGGGUCCGGGACUCCCGUCCGUGCCGGUGCAGGCGCCGGCAUGUGGCUGUGGGAGGACCAGGGCGGCCUCCUGGGCCCUUUCUCCUUCCUGCUGCUGGUGCUGCUGCUGGUGACGCGGAGCCCCGUCAAUGCCUGCCUCCUCACAGGCAGCCUCUUCGUUCUGCUGCGCGUCUUCAGCUUUGAGCCGGUGCCCUCUUGCAGGGCCCUGCAGGUGCUCAAGCCCCGGGACCGCAUUUCUGCCAUCGCCCACCGCGGCGGCAGCCACGACGCUCCCGAGAACACGCUGGCGGCCAUUCGGCAGGCAGCUAAGAAUGGAGCAACAGGCGUGGAGUUGGACAUAGAGUUUACUUCUGACGGGAUUCCUGUCUUAAUGCACGAUAACACAGUAGAUAGGACGACUGAUGGGACUGGUCGAUUGUGUGAUUUGACGUUUGAACAAAUUAGGAAGCUGAAUCCUGCAGCAAACCAUAGACUCAGGAAUGAUUUCCCUGAUGAAAAGAUCCCUACCCUGAGGGAAGCCAUUGCAGAGUGCCUAAACCAUAACCUCACAAUCUUCUUUGAUGUCAAAGGCCAUGCAAACAAGGCUACUGAGGCUCUAAAGAAAAUGUAUAUGGAAUUUCCUCAACUGUACAAUAAUAGUAUGGUCUGUUCUUUCUUGCCAGAAGUUAUCUAUAAGAUGAGACAAACAGAUCGGGAUGUAAUAACAGCAUUAACUCACAGACCUUGGAGCCUAAGCCAUACAGGAGAUGGGAAACCACGCUAUGAUACUUUCUGGAAACAUUUUAUAUUUGUUAUGAUGGACAUUUUGCUCGAUUGGAGCAUGCAUAAUAUCUUGUGGUACCUGUGUGGAAUUUCAGCUUUCCUCAUGCAAAAGGAUUUUGUAUCCCCGGCUUACUUGAAGAAGUGGUCAGCUAAAGGAAUCCAGGUUGUUGGUUGGACUGUUAAUACCUUUGAUGAAAAGAGUUACUACGAGUCCCAUCUUGGUUCCAGCUAUAUCACUGACAGCAUGGUGGAAGACUGCGAACCUCACUUCUAGACUUUUACGCUGGGACGAAACGGGUUCAGAAACUGCCAGGGGCCUCAUACAGGGAUAUCAAAAUACCCUUUGUGCUAGCCCAGGCCCUGGGGAAUCAGGUGACUCACACAAAUGCAAUAGUUGGUCAUUGCAUUUUUACCUGAACCAAAGCUAAACCCAGUGUUGCCACCGUGCACCAUGGAAUGCCAGAGUUCAACACUGUUGCUCUUGAAAAUCUGGGUCUGAAAAAACACAACAGCCCCUGCCCUGCCCUAGCUGAGGCACACAGGGAGACCCAGUGAGGAUAAGCACAGACUGAAUUGUACAAUUUGCAGAUGCAGAUGUAAAUGCAUGGGACAUGCAUGAUAACUCAGAGUUGACAUUUUAAAACUUGCCACACUUAUUUCAAAUAUUUGUACUCAGCUAUGUUAACAUGUACUGUAGACAUCAAACUUGUGGCAUUACUAAUAAAAUCAUUAAAAGGAGCACUAAAGGAAAACUGUGUGCCAAGCAUCCUAUCCUAAGGCAUACGGAAUUUGGGGAAGCCACCAUGCAAUCCAGUGAGGCUUCAAUGUGCAGCAACCAAAAUGGUAGGGAGGUCUUGAAACCAAUGAGGGAUUUACAGCAUCUUGAAUAGAGAGCUGCAAACCACCAGGGGGCAGAGUUGCACUUUUCCAGGCUUUUUAGGAAGCUGCAACAGAUGAGAGCAUAGGUAAUUAGAACUGGAAGAAACUUCCAAAAGCAUGUAGGUUUGUCCUCAUUUUACAAAUGAGGAAACUAAACUCUGUGGAAGGGAAGGGGUUGCCUCAAAAGUCACAAUUUAGCUGGGCACAGUGGCUUAUGCUGAUAAUCCCAGCAAUUCAGAAAGCUGAGGCAGGAGGAUUACUUGAGGCCAGACUGGGCAACAUAGCAAGACCCCAUCUCUAAAAAAUUAGGCAUGGUGAUGCAUGCCUGUAUUCCCAGCUACUCAGGAGGUUGAGGUGGGAGGAUCACUUGAGCCCAGAAGUUCAAGGCUGCAAUGAGCCAUGAUUACACCAUGGCACUACAACCUUGGUGACACAGUGAGAACCUGACUCUUAAAAAAAAAAAGAUAACUAGAACUUCUUGUUUACAGUUAGCCAGAAACUAUACAAGUGGUUUAACAUGCAUUAUCUUACUCAAUCCAUACAAAAGUCUUAUGGAGGUGUUAGCACUCUUUCUACUGAUGAAGAACUGAGGUACUUCAUAAAACCACUUACUCAAGGUGUCUUGAGUCUGGUACAAUUGGCAUUCAAAUCUAGGUCAGUCUGCCCCCAGAGCCACUACCCUUACCCCCCACUGAAUCUGCCUUUAUAUUGUUGAGCCCAUGACCCCAACUCUGCUCUUUCCAAUUUGAACUUCCAGGGAUUUUAUUGUGAACUUAAGUAGCAACAUUAAAAUGAAGUUGAAUUUUUUUUUAAUGGC